GCAUUUUCAAGGAAAUGUUUUGACAGAAAUGAAGGAGGGAUGAAUGUCACGUGCCAGUUCGAAGUGUGCUUGAAAUGAUUUCGUGCUCGAGAUGCGGUGUCGCUUUGACGUCGCGAUUGAGAACCACGAUGAAGUGGUGGAGCUCGAGUCGGCUGAGUCCGGUAUAUCCAGUGAGCAAAUCAUUUCACACGUCGAAGGCAUUUCGGGAAAGAAUCAAACAGGAGCAACAGCCAGAAACCCGCCUGUCGAUCAAGAAGAUGUUCGCGAAUGAAGAUAAGGCAAAGGAAACUUUUAUGGAGGCCAUUGAAUACUUCACGCGUCAGGAUGUUACGCAUCGACGGGGACAUGUGGAAUUUAUUUAUGCCGCCCUAAAGGAGAUGGAACCCUAUGGACUCAAUAGAGAUCUUGAAGCCUACAAGAAGAUUUUGGACGUAUUUCCGAAAGGAAAAUUCAUUCCCGAAAACCUCUUCCAGGCUGAAUUUCUGCACUAUCCUAAGCAGCAAUUCUGUGCUGUGGAUUUGCUGGAACAGAUGGAGGAAAACGGCGUGAUCCCGGACGACGAGAUGGGCGAAAUGUUGAAGAACAUUUUCGGGAGGAACGCGGUUCCUCGAAGAAAGUACAUGCGAAUGCUGUACUGGAUGCCGAAAUUCAAGCAUCUCAGUCCUUGGCCGUUGCCUGAUCCUGUUCCCGAUGAUGCUUAUGAGUUGGCGAGAUUGGGCAUGUUACGAUUGGGGACUGUGGACAUCCAAUCGGAAUUGCAUUGCUUCCAGGCUAAAGACGUUGAGGAAUCCAUCGACGAUACCUGGAUUAUUGGGGUGCAAAGUCCUACUCAGCAGGAGUUGAUGAAUCGAGUUCCCGACUCCGGUCCGAUUUUUGUGGAGGGUCCAUUCUUGCUUUGGAUGCGAAAGAAAUCUUUGGCUUAUUUUAUUUUGCGUGCAGACGCAUUUCCUCGCCCACCCCCUGUGGAUGAAGAUGAUAUCAGCAACGUUUCCGUGGCCUUCAAACGCGAGAAGGAUUUGUUGCCGGUGAAAGCACUGACUCCGUCGGUUCACGAGCAAGCCGACGGCGUGAUUCUCGCGGCAUGUGCCACCGGCACGUCAAGUCGGGACUCGUUACUCUCUUGGAUUCGUCUCCUGCAACGAACGAACCCCCGCCUCGGGGAAGUUCCCGUGGUGUUCAAGUCUCGUUCGCCGGUCGGUGCUGUGAUUGCUAUGGAUGAUCCCGAGGNGCCGGUCGGUGCUGUGAUUGCUAUGGAUGAUCCCGAGGGUCGUAAGCGGUUAGAAGAUGGCAAAGAAGGAGAGGAAGAAGACGAUCGGCCGAGGAUCAAUGCC
Notodromas monacha is the source of this 1331-nucleotide messenger RNA. Lineage: Eukaryota; Metazoa; Arthropoda; Ostracoda; Podocopida; Cyprididae. The record is from the annotation of a GenBank genome assembly.